Molecule: messenger RNA, 2246 nt
Organism: Eutrema salsugineum
Lineage: Eukaryota; Viridiplantae; Streptophyta; Magnoliopsida; Brassicales; Brassicaceae
Product: mitogen-activated protein kinase kinase kinase 2
Exons: 17
Coding region: 123-2084 (653 amino acids)
Biological process (GO): protein phosphorylation
Molecular function (GO): protein kinase activity; ATP binding
Source: RefSeq, a predicted model, not a curated record
AUUUUUGAAAAUGGAAUCUCCUACCCUUUUCCCCCACUCUCAAUGGAAAUCUGAAUCCUCUAAAAUCGCCAGAUGAAACACAGAAACACAAAAGAACACUGAAUAUUUCGAAACAGUUUCAAAUGCAAGAUCUCUUCGGAUCGGUUCGCCGGUCACUAGUCUACCGUUCUACCGCCGACGAUGAGAACCAAGAGAACCAUCCUCCGUUUCCUUCUCUUCUCGCCGAUAAAAUCACUUCCUGCAUCCGCAAAUCGAGGGUUUUCGUCAAACCCUACUCAUCACCACCUCCUCCUAACACCACCGUUCAAAUCAAACCUCCGAUUCGGUGGCGGAAAGGUCAGUUGAUUGGCCGUGGCGCCUUCGGUACUGUUUACAUGGGGAUGAAUCUCGAUUCCGGAGAGCUUCUCGCCGUUAAACAGGUUCUGAUUGCAUCCAAUUGUGCAUCCAAGGAGAAAACUCAGGCUCAUAUUCAGGAGCUUGAAGAGGAAGUUAAGCUUCUCAAGAAUCACUCCCAUCCAAAUAUAGUUAGGUAUUUGGGCACGGUGAGAGAAGAUGAAACUUUGAACAUCCUUCUUGAAUUUGUUCCUGGUGGAUCCAUAUCAUCUCUCUUAGAGAAAUUUGGACCAUUUCCUGAAUCUGUUGUUCGGACUUACACGAACCAACUGCUUUUGGGCUUGGAAUACCUUCAUAAUCAUGCAAUUAUGCACCGUGACAUCAAGGGUGCUAAUAUCCUUGUAGAUAACAAAGGAUGUAUUAAACUUGCUGAUUUUGGUGCAUCCAAACAGGUAGCGGAGUUGGCUACUAUUUCGGGUGCCAAAUCUAUGAAAGGGACUCCCUAUUGGAUGGCUCCAGAAGUUAUCCUUCAAACUGGGCAUAGCUUCUCUGCUGAUAUAUGGAGCGUAGGGUGCACAGUGAUUGAAAUGGUGACCGGGAAAGCUCCUUGGAGUGAGCAGUAUAAAGAGAUUGCUGCUAUCUUCCACAUUGGAACGACAAAGUCACAUCCUCCAAUCCCUGACAAUCUCUCCUCUGACGCAGAAGAUUUUUUACUCAAGUGUCUGCAAAAAGAACCAAAUAUGCGGUCUACCGCUUCUGAGCUGCUAAAGCAUCCGUUUGUUACGGGCAAACAGAACGAGACUGCUUCUACAGUUCUUGCUUCCGUCAUGGAAAAUUCAAGCAUUCCUUUACCAUCAGCGUUAACGGGCAUGAAAAGCUAUCAAAUAUCUACGUGCGACGAUGUAGGAGACAUCUGUAACUUGGGUAGUCUGAGUUGUACACUUGCUUUUCCAGAGAAUUCAAUCCAAAACAACAAUUCGUGGCGGAAAAAUAAUAAUGGGUAUGACAAUGAUGAUGAUGACAUGUGUUUGAUUGACGAUGAUAAUUUCUUGACAUAUGAUGGGGAGGCUGGCCCUACUCUUGAGAAAAAUUCUGAUGCCGAGAAGAGCUGUGAUACCAUGAGUGAGAUCUCUAAUAUCUUGAAGUGCAAGUUUGACGAAAGUUCUGGGAAUGGAGAUACAGUUACGAAAAUCAGCAUGGAAGUGGACCAGCCAUCAUACUCGGAGGAUGAAAAUGAGCUGACCGAGUCAAAAAUUAAAGCUUUCUUAGAUGAAAAGGCUACAGAUCUAAAGAAGUUACAGACACCUCUCUUUGAAGAAUUCUACAACGGUUUGAUCACAUGCUCUCCCAGCUACAUGGAGAGUAAUAUCAGUAACAAUAAACGAGAGGAGACGCCUCACGGUUUCUUGAAACUACCUCCAAAAAGUAGGUCUCCGAGUCAGGGCCAUUUUGGCCGUUCACCUUCUAGAGCAACAGAUCCAGCUUGUUGUUCCAAGAGCCCAGAAAGCCGUAGUAGCUCCACUGUGCCGAAAAAUAGCAGUGCAAAUGCAAGUGCUGAUGCUGAGCAGGUAUCAAACAGCCAGAGUGUUGCACUGUCCGAAAUAGAGAGGAAAUGGAAGGAAGAGCUUGACCAAGAACUUGAAAGAAAGCGAAGAGAGAUUCUGCAGCAAGCAGGGAUGGGAUCAUCCCCAAGAGACAGAAGCUUGAGCCGCCAUAGAGAAAGGUCGAGAUUUGCAUCUCCGAGCAAAUGAUAUGUACACAGCCAAUUUUGCACUUUUGUCUCUCAAGGCUCGUACUGUUUCUAAAUCUUUGCUUUUGAUCUUUCGAUUGCUCAACUAGUAUAUAUGAUUGAUUAUACAUAUAAAUAUAUGUGCCUCGUAUGCGUCAACUUGAAGUUUGAAUACAUAUACAUA